This is a messenger RNA of Fragaria vesca subsp. vesca, 1312 nucleotides long. RefSeq lists its product as uncharacterized. The transcript has 4 exons. Gene Ontology annotation, molecular function: RNA binding. NCBI's taxonomy places the organism in Eukaryota, Viridiplantae, Streptophyta, Magnoliopsida, Rosales, Rosaceae. The record is from RefSeq and is a predicted model, not a curated record. The coding region runs from base 348 to 935 and encodes 195 amino acids.
UUGUUUUUCUGGUACAAAUUUGAUUGUUGUUCAUGGCUACUAAGAGCAACAAAUUCUGUUUUCAUCUUCUUCUCUCUUUUUUUCUUGAAAUCUCAAACUUUGGCUUUUGCCAAAGAAAGAAGAAGAAAAAAACAGAGGUUAGAUCCGUCCAUAGGCCACGUGUCUGUAAACGGGUGCAAUCAGGUAAAGCCGACUCCAAAUCUGAUCCGAUGAUCUCACAAUACGAAACGACGUCGCUAGUUUGAGGAAGAAAUCAUUGGCAUAUAUAAAAGGAUGAGGAUUGAGGAGUGGGGAGGAAUAAAAAGGGCACCUCCCCCGACUAGGGUUCCGUCUCCGAUCUGAUCACCAUGUCCACCAACUCUAAAUUCAGCGUUUAUAUAGGUAAUCUGGACGAGCGGGUGAGUGAUAGAGUUUUAUAUGAUAUUCUAAUUCAGGCAGGGAGGGUAGUUGACCUGCACAUCCCUCGAGACAAGGAGACCGAUAAGCCUAGAGGUUAUGCUUUUGCAGAAUAUGAAACUGAGGAGAUUGCUGAGUAUGCUGUCAAGCUUUUCUCUGGUCUUGUCACUCUCUACAAUCGAACACUCAAGUUUGCGAUUUCUGGGCAAGACAAGCCUGCCCCUAAUGCUGCUUCUACAGUAAUGCCCACAACCAGUUUUCCUAACAAACUGAGGUCUCCCCCUGUACCUAAUUACAAUUUAGAAAAAUCACAGAAUUCAAUGAGCUUAUCAACAACCUGCAGAGUUUCAGCGUAUGCAGAAAAUUAUCCCUCAGUGCCCACUCCCCCUGGUGUAAAUAACCAAUCUAAUGGAUUACAUUUGAAUGGCAACAAUUUCGAGUAUAGUCGAAGAGUUAUUGGGGCAACAUUGGAUACCGUUAGUCGCCCUAGGUCACGCCGCUAUGAUAUGAAUAAUCCAAUUUCCUACCCUUCUUACUAAAUUAAAAUAAUGAAGAUCACAGAUACCAGACUUUCUCCAAGCUAAUUUCCUGAUAAAUUAUUUAACUGUGGUAUCUUAUGGGUAGUGCAUGCUACAUUAUGCUAGUUUGGUUUGUUAGUGUGCCAGUUUAUAGGUGUACCCAGGUAUGUAUAUUUGCUGUACUUGUUGUACUUUCUAUGUUAAGAGUUGGGAAAGUGUAGUUGCAUUGUGUAAGAGUUUGUGCUACCCUGUCAGAAGGUUAAACUUUGGAACUCCUGAAAGCGAAUUUCUCAUAUUAUUGCUUGUUUAUCUGCAUUGUAAUCUUUUAAUUUAAUGUGAUGUGAUUUACUUUUAUUCUUAGAUUAAAUUUUAAAAUUAAAUGUUAAUUUCGGCUGUGA